This is a messenger RNA of Xiphophorus maculatus (southern platyfish), 3090 nucleotides long. It is a transcript of the gene ralyl, whose product is annotated as RALY RNA binding protein like. NCBI's taxonomy places the organism in Eukaryota, Metazoa, Chordata, Actinopteri, Cyprinodontiformes, Poeciliidae. Gene Ontology annotation, molecular function: RNA binding. Gene Ontology annotation, cellular component: nucleus. Bases 1097 to 1927 code for a protein of 276 amino acids. The transcript is spliced from 8 exons. The record is from RefSeq and is a predicted model, not a curated record.
UUUCUUUCUGUUUUUUCUUUUUUUUUUUUUUUGCUCCCCCGUACUUUUGUAAUAAGCCAAGCCUUUAUAGGAGAGCAUUCGGCAUCAUCAGCUGUUCCAGGUUGGACUCUCAUUGCUGGAAGUCGGAGCUGAAGGAGUCACAUGACAGAACUGGAGGCAGGGAGCUAGAGAGAGGAAAAGGCACAGCAUUCCGCCUCGCACCGCCAUACUGUAGCCUCUUUUGAGCCAUUUCACAUUUUUAUUGCAACAUUUUACUCCCGCUCGGUGAGUACACUUCCACUGGCUAUUUUUUUUUCUGUUUUUCUAAACAAACAUUUUUUUUUUGGUCUUCUAAAUUCACCCCCUUCUUUUUCUUUUUUUUUCCUUUUUUUGGGUUGUUUUUCCUCCUUUUGCUGGUGUUUGAAUUGAGCAUUUGCCGUGCUGGUUUCAAGCGUUUUUCCCCCCCACACACCUCUACAGUCAGUCCAUCCAGGCUUCAAGUUUUCAGCAUGCGGUGAUUCAGAUCGAGAGGGUGUAAAUUGAAAGAAAAGAAAGGAAACGAGUGCGUUAUCGGUCUCUGAGAAAGCCUCUCACUUUGCUUGCAGUUUUGCAGAAACCGAGCAGAUUUUAUCAGUACAGAGAUUUUUCUUUUUCCUGCGCAUUUACUGGUGGGUUUUGGGACAUUUUUUUUUUAUUAUUUUGAUUUUUUUUUGUUGUUGUUUUCUGUCGACUUUUGCUGUGGCUUUGGUUUGCAUUUUGGCAGUGUGGUUUGUGAUUUUGAUGAAUCUCACCGGUGAAACCUCUCGCUUUUACUUUGUUGCUCUUUUCUUUAUCUUUUACUAAAAAAAAGAAACAAGGCAAUCCUUUUUAAAUCCCCGCUCUGGCGUUUUAACCUGACACUUUUCUUGCAGCUGAGCUCACAGGUUUGUGCUUUUUGUUUUAUCUCUUUUUCCCCCCCUAUUUCCUGUUGUACUCUUGCAGAUGGCAGUGUCAAGUAUUUUUGGAUGUAAUUUUUUCUUACUAGAUUCUUGGGAGAGUUCAAUGCGUUUUUCUUGCUUUCUAUUUCAACGAGGAUGAACAGACAUUUUCCCACUUGCAGGAGGGCAACUGGAGGAGAAUGACUGGUAAAACCCAGACCAGCAACGUGACCAAUAAGAAUGAUCCUCGUUCCCUCAACUCCAGAGUCUUCAUCGGGAACCUCAACACAGCCAUCGUUAAGAAGACCGACAUAGAGGUCAUCUUCGCCAAGUACGGCAAGAUAGUGGGUUGCUCUGUGCAUAAAGGUUACGCGUUUGUACAGUACAUAAACGAAAGAAACGCCCGGGCCGCCGUGGCAGGAGAAAACGCCCGGAUCAUUGCUGGACAGCCUCUAGACAUAAACAUGGCAGGCGAGCCCAAGCCUUACAGGCCCAAAGGCGGCUCCAAGCGGCCGCUCUCAGCUGUUUACAGGCUUUUCGAUUACCACGGCAGAGUGGCCCCCCCACCCAGAGCUGUGAUCCCUCUGAAACGCUCCAGGGUCCUCGCUCCUUCCUCUCGCCGUGGGAAGACUUCCUUCCCUGUCAAAACAUCCUCCUCUUCUUCCUCUUCAUCCUCCAGACCUCCAACAUCAUCCUCCUCCUCAGGUGUCAAAUUGAAGACGGACCAGCUCCAGACCAUUAAACGAGAGCUCACCCAGAUCAAAAUGAAGAUCGACUCUUUACUGGGACGCCUGGAGAAGAUUGAGAAGCAGCAGAGGACAGAAUCCGAGGCUCAAAGAAAAUACGAAGACAACUGCGACUCCCUGCAUGAGGAGUCUGUGUCGGAGACAGCGGAAAACUCUGGGGAGGAGGCAGGCGAGGGGGCGCUGGACGUGGAGGCGGGCGAGAUGACCGAUGGAGGGGAGGACGACUACGACGAGGAGGGCAGCCACCAUCUGAUAGAGAACCACGUAUCGGACAUCGACAACUGAGAUAAGGGCAAAGAAGCGAGCUCUCCUGGUUGUAGGUUUUAGAUUUCAUCAUCACCUUCGAGAGGCAGAAUAAAAGGGAUUUGUGAAAGAUGAGGAUUCGGGGACUGUAAGUUGUGUUUUGGAGAUGCCAAGUCAUGUUUGCAGCACAAGACCUGUUUUAACGUUUUUCUCCUGGAGUUUACUUCAAAAAGCAGCUUAUAUCACACGGCACGAAAGGAAACAGGAAGAUUUAUAAAUAUUUGUUGAUGCUUUUAUGAAAUGUGCUUGCGCUGUAAUCUUACUACUCCUUUCUUUAAGCGUUUUUAUUUCUCAAACAUCAAAUGAAUAAGUGAAGGUAAGGACAAUCUCCGGUCGCAGAGUGGUGUUCAGAAAAUAAAUGAGACGCCGCCGCCGUCUGCUUUUGGAUUUGGACUCAUGCAUAAGCCAAUAGCUGUGAGCAAAACGCCAUCCAGCUUUAUCCAUUUAUCACACAAGCGUCCCUGUGGGGCUGUUCCACCGUGCAUCUCUGCUCCUGCCAAGUUUCAGAAGCAGCGAGGGCUUCCUGUGGCGGAGCGAGCCAGCCCUGGCAGGGACCUCCUGGUGGGGAAGCAGGGCCCCGCUCGGCCCCGUGCAUCCCAACAUGCACCUCUGCUGUUCUCCCGCUCCAUCUCCGUCAUUCUGCACUGAUUCACAGCAUCUCAUUCAGGCGAGAGCAAAGCAGGAGCUUUCAAAAUGAUCGAGGGUUUUUUUUUUUGUUGUUUUUUUCAUGUUACAGUCAUAAGUUUCUACAACAGUGUAUAAGGGCCAAACUAUGAAAAUCCAAAAAUAUAAGUUACGAGAAUAAAAGUCCUAAUAUUAUGGAAAUAAACAAGAUUAAAGUCGCAGUGUUAAGAGAAUAGUUAUAUUACGACUUUAUUCUCCUUACAACUUUAUUCACAUAUUAUUUCAACUUUAUUGUCAUGCAAUUUUAUUCCCACAAUUUUAUUACGUUAAUCUCAUAAUAUUAUGACUUUAUUCAUAUUAUUUCUACUUUAUUCUCUUAUUAUUCACAUUAUUUCGACUUAAUUUUUUAUGACUUUGUUCUAAUAUUACAACUUCAUUUCUUAUAAUAUCGCGACUUCAUUCUCAUGAAGGUUUAUUCUGAUAAUAUGACUUUAUUUCCAUAAUUUUAUUACUUUAUUCAC